Molecule: messenger RNA, 1770 nt
Organism: Aspergillus tanneri
Lineage: Eukaryota; Fungi; Ascomycota; Eurotiomycetes; Eurotiales; Aspergillaceae
Gene: CRN1
Product: coronin
Exons: 9
Coding region: 1-1770 (589 amino acids)
Biological process (GO): actin filament organization
Molecular function (GO): actin filament binding
Source: RefSeq, a predicted model, not a curated record
AUGUCUGGUCGUUUCGUCCGUUCAUCCAAGUACCGACACGUCUUCGGGCGGUCCACAAGAAAGGACCAAUGCUACGAUAACCUCCGAGUCUCUAGAAAUGCCUGGGAUACCAACCUCGUCAAAGUUAACCCCCGUUAUCUUUCCGUCAACUGGGAAGCAGGUGGUGGAGGUGCUUUUGCCGUUAUUCCUUUGGAAGAACGAGGCAAAUUGCCGGAAAAGAUCCCAUUGUUUCGUGGGCAUACCGCCGUUGUGCUGGACACCGACUGGAACCCCUUCAAUGAUGAUCUGAUUGCCUCCGGUUCUGAUGACGGGAGGGUGUUGCUCUGGCGAGUACCAGAGAAUUUCACUCUUCGCCCUGAUGUUGACCCCGACGACAUUCAGGAUAUUGCCCCCGUGGGCAAAUUGAGUGGACAUGUUUUGUUUAACCCCGCAGCCGAAAACAUCUUGGCCACAGCCUCCGGUGAUUUCACAGUCAAGGUCUGGGAUAUUGAAGCUGGCGCCCCCAAAUUCACCUUAAACCUUGGCGACAUCGUGCAGUCACAAUCCUGGAGUGCCAACGGUUCUCUCUUGGUUACUACCUCUCGUGACAAAAAGCUACGGCUGUGGGAUGUGCGUCAGGAGCGCCCUGCGCAAGAGACGCAAGGCCACUCAGGAGCGAAGAACAGCCGUUCGGUAUGGCUGGGAGAGCGCGACCGGAUCGCAACCACCGGUUUCUCCAAGAUGAGCGAUCGCCAGCUAGCAUUGUGGGAUAUCCGUGCACCACGGGAGCCUAUCAAUGGAUUCAAGACACUCGACUCGAUUUCUGGUGUGUGUAUGCCAUUCUGGGAUGAUGGCACGCAGUGUCUGUACUUAGCCGGCAGAGGUGAUGGUAACAUCCGCUACUUUGAGUUGGAAAAUGACAAGUUUGAGUACCUCGCUGAAUACAAGUCUUCCGAUCCCCAGCGUGGAGUUGCAUUCAUGCCCAAGCGGGGCGUCAACGCCCACGAGAACGAGGUUACCCGUGCUUUCAAGACGGUCAACGACUCUUACAUUGAACCUAUUUCCUUCAUUGUUCCUCGGCGUGCGGAAUCGUUCCAGGACGAUAUUUACCCCCCGACAAUUGGUCUGACGCCUGCUAUGGGGCCCGCCGAUUGGAUCGCUGGCAAGGAGGCCAUUCCCCCGAAGAUCUCCAUGGCUAGCCUCUAUGAAGGUGAGGGUCUGAAGGAGGUUACCGGUGUGCAGGACAAGCCCACAGCUACCAUGAGCGCUCCUGAACCCUCGCCCGCGCCAAAGCCGGUGGAUUCCUCCGUGAAGAAGGCUUCCGAGCCAACCCGGGAACCCACACCUGUGGCCAAGCCGGCGCCUUCUAUGAAGGAACAGGGUGCUUCAAUGGCAGCCAUGGUGUCCAAGUUUGCCGACAAGGAGGAUGAGGAAUCCGAGCCUGCGGAAGAAUCCAGCUUUGAUGAGAUACCCAAGCCGGUUGAACAGCUCUCACGUUCAACGGACAGUCUCUCGAAGGAGGAACCCAAGACACAGCCCAGUCCUCCCAAGGUCGCGACCCCAGUUGCAGAGCGCGCCUCUCCCGCCAACACUCCAGCUGCCACCACUCCCACCGUUCCCGCAGGACCCACCCUCACCAGCACUGCCGCUGUGGCGGCCGACGCCAUGCAGCGAGAGGUUAGCAGCAUCAAGGAGCUGAUCGCCGAGCAGACCAAGACCAUCGCGUUACAGGCGGAGCAGAUGCAGACUCUCACUGCGGAGAUUGAAUCCCUCAAGGCUAAGCUGGGCUAG